AUGCGGCGAUUCGACGCGAUUUUCGUAAUUCUUCUUCAAUUUUCCACUAUAUGCUGCGAGAUAUUCGCGCGAACCAAACGGCAGGCUCAAUUGGCGACUCAUGACGGCAUCGAUAUCCCGUUUACUCUAAGAAGUGCUAUCACUUGCUUAACACCUGGUAUCCGCGAAAAUAUCUGUCUGGGACCACGAGUCCAAGUUCUCAAGAAGGAUCGAAUCGGACUGACUGAUCGAGCUGGAGCAGCUUAUGGCUAUCAUAAUGGCGUCGAUGUGAGGGUUCUUCGACUUUACAAUAUCCCUCUAAUUGAGCAGGAUACCGAAAUUGGGCAAAGCGUUGGUGCAGUCGUCGAUGUCACCAAAAACGAUGGCGCAGUCGAAUUCGGCACAAGAGACAAGAUUUUCAAAGUUUGGAAGCAUAAUAAAGGCGGCGUCGUCGAAUGGGACACUCAAGGAGCCGGCGUCGACAUCGGCUCAAGGGCAUCGGUCGCCGACGAUCUGAUCAAGCUGAAACAUACCGUGUUCGGCGUCAACGUGGGACCCACAUCGCGACGAUCAAUCGUGGGACCAUAUCAAGUUGGAGGCACCAAGGGUCAAAAUUUGAAAGUCGACACCCCAAUCCAACACCUCUACCACGGCUACUACGCUGGUCGCGGCGAUUGGUACCGCAAUCAAUUCGUCAGACCCGGCGAUCAAUAUCGAACGUUCGAGCAGAAGGCGUGUCCGUGGUGCUUCGCCGUCGACGCCACCUAUCCGACGCAAACAAUGUUCAAUCCAAUUUUUACGGGAAAAUAG
Caenorhabditis bovis is the source of this 789-nucleotide messenger RNA. The record is from the annotation of a GenBank genome assembly. NCBI's taxonomy places the organism in Eukaryota, Metazoa, Nematoda, Chromadorea, Rhabditida, Rhabditidae.